AGUACUAUUUGUGGUCUUUUGGCUUUUGGUCUUUCAGUUGGCAUCGGACCACCAAUUAACAACGAGAAAAUGGUUUAUCCAGCGUCGCGUUUUCAGGCAACACAAGCGAAUGCGCUGCAACUCUCCCACUCGCCGCGUAAUACACCGGUGCAAGAGAACCCGCAUAUGAUACUACAGCUGCCAUCCUGGAGGAGUGUACGUCGUGCGGCCGGAGAGUUUAGCGCCUCCGCUUGGGAGUUAGCCUUUCGCUUCGGACAGAGCACAACAAUACAUGGUGUAAAUCGUUUGUUCAGCAGACGCGCUGGAAAGUACGAACGCUGCGUUUGGUUUUUGACCGUUAUGCUUGCUCUACUUGGCGCUAUAUACGUCAGCCACCUGCUCUCCGAGCGUUUCACUGAGGGUCGACUCGAGACAGUGGUGGAUAGCACACGUUGGCCCGUCUAUCAUAUACCUUUUCCCGUGGUAUCCAUUUGUCCGGAAAAUCAAUUAAAUUGGCAACGCUUGGCUGAGGCAAAACAAACUUUUCUCAAACCAAAUGAAUCGCCAGAGAAUGAGCGGUUAUUCGAAAUCAUUGUUAGCGACUAUGAUAAUGUGCAAUUUGCGGCUUUUCAAAGUUUCGCGAAUCUAGAAAAUACCCCCGUGGAUUCGUUGGAUUAUGUAAACUUUACUGAAGUUAUCGGACUAAUGACAUGGCGAUGUGAAGAGAUUUUGAGUCAAUGCCUGUGGAAUCACUUCGCUAUGAAUUGUUGUGAUAUAUUUUCGUUGCGUCGCAGUAAAUAUGGUUUUUGUUGGUCCUUCAAUUCUCUGGAAACGGUCGAGGGUAGGGAGAAGCAGAAAGUUGACUCGCUGUGGCCUUGGCAUACUGGUACUGCGGGACCGGGUAGUGGAUUGAUGGCGCGCGUGUACCUUCGUCCAGAAAAGCAUUAUCCAAACAGUACCAAUGAGAAGGGUAUAAAUCUAAUGAUCACGGAGCCAAAUGUAUGGCAUAGAGAUGCGAUGAUUGUGCCGGAAAAUUCAAAUACAAUGAUUGAGGUGGAGCCGGUGGUGUAUUACUAUGAUAACAACACACGUGGUUUGGGCUCUAAGCUGAGAGAGUGCAUUUUUGAUGACGAAAGGAAUGCUAAGGAUUUUCGCACACUUCAUGGUUACGUUUAUAUGAUUGAAAAUUGCCAAUCGGAGUGCCAUCAACAGCACUUGAUAAAAUAUUGUAAUUGCACAUUGGAUUUGCUAUUUCCACCUGGUAUCUAUACCGCUUGCAAGGCGAAGGAUCUGCUUUGCUUGGCGAAGAAUAACGAACGCUUCGUGUACUCCCGUCGCAAGGAAGAGGAAUUGUAUGUACGCAACUAUCAUGAGGGCAUGGUUUGUGAGUGUUUUCGAAACUGUUACUCCCUCAACUACAUGGCGGAUGCGCGUCCAUCAUUUCUAUCGCCGGAAGUCCACCGUAAUCGCUCAUAUAUUGACUUAGAUGUACAUUUCCGUUUUGAGACAAUGAUGGUUUAUCGUACGAGUUUGAUAUUCGGUUGGGUGGAUUUGAUGGUCGCUUUUGGCGGCAUUGCUGGCCUCUUUCUCGGUUGCUCUUUGAUUAGUACUAUGGAGUUGGCUUAUUUUCUGCUCGUCGAUUUGCCAACUUUUAUACUACAAAAAUAUCGAAAUAAAAAGUCGAAAAUGCGACAGGAAAGGAGUACAGAUAAGGCACGGUUGCAGAAUUUUGAAAUAAAAAACAACAUAAAGAAAUUAAAACAAUUUAAUAUAAAAAGCCAAUUAAUACAACCGCAAAGCUAUGAAAGUUUAUUUUACAACAAUAACAAAGAUGAUUCGAGAAAACUGCCACACAUCACAGACUGGCAGUCACCGCUAUAGCUAAAAUACAUUACUAACAAUGAGCUAUAAUACUUAGUAACCCAAUUGUAGUAAUAAAGUAUUAAAAAAAUUAAA
Molecule: messenger RNA, 1935 nt
Organism: Ceratitis capitata (Mediterranean fruit fly)
Lineage: Eukaryota; Metazoa; Arthropoda; Insecta; Diptera; Tephritidae
Product: pickpocket protein 19
Exons: 7
Coding region: 70-1860 (596 amino acids)
Biological process (GO): sodium ion transmembrane transport
Cellular component (GO): membrane
Molecular function (GO): ligand-gated sodium channel activity
Source: RefSeq, a predicted model, not a curated record